CCUGGGCCGGGCUCACUCAGGCUGGAGCGUUGCCCGGUGGCCCCGGGAUCCUGAGCAUAGAAGAAGACGGUCCACUAGGAUCCCAGAUCACGGGGCUGACUUCCCGGACCUCGGGUCACUCUUCGACUCCCUCCAGCGCGGGGUAGGGAUUGGAUCUUCCCCGCCAACUCAGAACAGGCCGCCCGGACAGGUAUUUACUCAAGAGAAUGCAACCUGUGCCUACAUAGACCUUCAUACAUGAACAAUCAUAGCAGCUUCAUUCAUAAAAGCUCCAAAUGGGGAGCAGCUCAAGUGCCCAUCAAGAGGAGGACGCCAGCGGCAGGACAUGGGAGCGCGGCCCUCGCGACGGCAGAUGACUGAAGCUCGGCGCCUGGCUCUGACCAAGCUGCCCCCUGAGCUGCUGGUGCAGGUGCUGAGCCACGUGCCUCCUCGCGCGUUAGUGACCUGCUGCCGGCCAGUGUGCCGGGCCUGGCGCGACCUGGUAGAUGGCCCAAGUAUAUGGCUGCUGCAACUGGCUCGCGACCGCAGCGCGGAGGGCAGAGCCCUCUACGCCUUGGCCCAGCGCUGUCCCGCCGACGCCAACGGCAACCGCCACGAUGAGUUCCCAUUCUGCGCUCUGGCCCGAUUCUGCCUGAGAGCGCCGUUUGGCCGCAACCUCAUCUACAACUCCUGCGGAGAACAGGGCUUCAGAGGUUGGGAAGUGGAGCACGGCGGGAAUGGUUGGGCCGUGGAAAAGAAUUUCACGCUGGUACCAGGGGCUCCUUCCCAGACCUGCUUCGUGACUUCUUUUGAGUGGUGCUCCAAGAGGCAGCUUGUAGACCUGGUGAAGGAAGGAGUAUGGCAGGAGCUGUUGGACAGUGGCCAGAUUGAGAUCUGCGUAGCUGACUGGUGGGGCGCCCGUGAGAACUGCGGCUGCAUCUACCGGCUUCGAGUUCGCCUACUGGAUGAAUAUGAAAACGAAGUGGUCAAGUUCUCUGCCUCACCCAACCCAGUCCUUCAGUGGACUGAGAGGAGCUGCCGACAAGUCUCUCACGUCUUCACUAACUUUGGCAAGGGCAUCCGGUAUGUGUCUUUUGAGCAGUAUGGAAGAGACACGCGUUCCUGGGUGGGACACUACGGUGCCCUUGUAACUCACUCCAGUGUGCGGCUCAGGAUCCGUCUGUCCUAGCCGACCAGUCUGAUUGGGACUUCCGGGACACACUGCCUUCUCAAGGAUGGUGUUAAAAAUAAAGGUGACUUUGCAGUCCCCAGCUGAUGGGUAUCUGGGGGAAAAAGGAGAUCCUGUGUGUCCCUCCUGCUGUGACAAACCAGGGACUACCAGCUUGUUCAUAGCUUCUGUCUCUCAAGCAGGGACUACCAUGAUGUGAUGCAGACAUCUCUAGGUUGCUAUGCCUGGGGACUACUCCAUGAGUGGAGGCCAAGCCAGACCUGAGGGCACACACUUCUGGUCCCCACAUCGAGGUAAACACAGAGGAAGAUCUGGAGUUCAGGGUCAUCCCCGGCUGUAUACUGACU
Molecule: messenger RNA, 1515 nt
Organism: Mus caroli (Ryukyu mouse)
Lineage: Eukaryota; Metazoa; Chordata; Mammalia; Rodentia; Muridae
Gene: Fbxo17
Product: F-box protein 17
Biological process (GO): glycoprotein catabolic process; SCF-dependent proteasomal ubiquitin-dependent protein catabolic process; ERAD pathway
Cellular component (GO): SCF ubiquitin ligase complex; cytoplasm
Molecular function (GO): protein binding; ubiquitin protein ligase activity
Source: RefSeq, a predicted model, not a curated record